AUGACUUCGCGGCGCCUUAGUACCGGCUCUGACGGGAUUUCAAGUCUGGGAAUCGGUGGGGUCGUCGCAGCUGCGCUGGUGAGGGUGGUGCAGGGUGUCACAGUCGGGCCACGAUAUGUGAUCGCCAAGGUAACCAAACUCCUUUUAUUACUCCAUCUCACGUACUUGGUGUAUUACAGAGCCUUCGAUUAUACUAACGAGAACCACCAGGGCGGCAUAACCUCCUCCGACGCAGCAACACAAGGCCUAAAUAUGAAGCGAGCCAUGAUCCUCGGCCAAGCAGCGCUGGGUGUCCCGAUGUGGAGGUGCGACGAGGAGACGUAG
Messenger RNA from Pseudogymnoascus destructans, 324 nucleotides. RefSeq lists its product as uncharacterized. The coding region runs from base 1 to 324 and encodes 107 amino acids. The record is from RefSeq and is a predicted model, not a curated record. Lineage: Eukaryota; Fungi; Ascomycota; Leotiomycetes; Thelebolales; Thelebolaceae. The transcript has a single exon.